Molecule: messenger RNA, 8907 nt
Organism: Phalacrocorax carbo (great cormorant)
Lineage: Eukaryota; Metazoa; Chordata; Aves; Suliformes; Phalacrocoracidae
Source: RefSeq, a predicted model, not a curated record
UAACCCGGCUCGUGGGCGGGGAGGCGCUGCGUUACGGGCGUGCGGGGAUGACGGAGGCGGAAGCGGGUCGGGGAGGAUGUAGCGGCGCUGACAGGGGCUGCGGCGCCGCGAUCUCCCCGUCCCUGUGGUCAGCCGGCCCCGCCAUGGAGGUACAAGAUGCUGGGCAAGAGAUGGUGGCGUCUUCUGUCACACCAGGAUCAGGCAAAUCAAAGCUGGACACAUUGCCCAAAGAAGAUCUCAUCAAGUUUGCAAAAAAGCAAAUGAUGCUUAUACAAAAAGUGAAGUCAAGAUGUACAGAACUAGAGAAAGAAAUUGAAGAGCUCAGAUCUAAAGCAGCUGCUGGAGGAGCUGAUGAUAUUAUUCAGGCUCUCACAGAAAGACUGGAUGUUGUACUUCUGGAAAAAGCUGAAAGUCAGCAGCAGUGUGUAGCUCUGAAGAAGGAAAAUAUUCAAAGAAAGCAAGAAGCAGAGGCUGCAGUGGCUAAGACAGAAGAAUUGCAGAAGCAACUGGAGCAAUCAAGUAUUGACUCACUGAAAGAAAUAAAAGCUCUGAAGAGUGAAUUAGCAGAUGCACAAUGCAAACAUGACGAGGACUUGGCAAAGCUGAAAAUGGAAUUAGAGGAACAAAUGAAGAAACAAAUGGGGCUGGUCGAACAGAUUGAAUGUCAUCGUGAUAGUGAAAAAGAAGUUAAAAGUCUACAAGAUGAUGUCCAAAGAAUUAAAUCUACUUAUGAGGAGCAAAUUUUGUGUCUAAGCAAGCAGUUGGAAGCUGCAAAUGAAGACAAAGCCAAAGAAGUGACAAAUCUGCAAGAAACUAUUAAAAGCAACUCUCAGUGUUACUAUAAUGAAAUCAAUAAUCUGAAUGAAGAGCUUAAAAAAUUAAAAAUCGCCCAUCAGGAAGAGGUGUCAGAGCUGAUGCACCGGAUUGAAAUAUCAUCUAAAGAAAACGAAGAAAAGCAAAAUCAGAUAAAUCAGUUACAGCACAAUUUGGCAGAGGAGCGCUUAAUAAAAGAGAAAAAUGUGAAGGAUGAAAUGUGUGCUCAUACUGACCAGUGUGAAUAUGACUUGAAGCAGCUGAGAGAAGUCUUAAAUAAAAAUGUAGAAAGCAAGAUAAAUCUUGUAGAUACACAACAAGAACCUUGUGUAGAAGUGAAAAUGGAAGAAAAGGUUAGGCACCUGGAGCAUAGCUUAGAAGAGCUCCAGUCCCAACAUAGUAUAUUAAAAGAUGAGUUAACUUACAUGACUAAUGUUAAACUAAAACUGGAAGAGGAAAUUUAUCAUAUAAAGGAUGAGUACUUUCAUGAGCGCGAAGACUUGGACUUUAAGAUAAAUGAAUUGCAGCUUACUAAAGAAGAUUACUGUUGUGUAAUUGAAAAAUUAAAAUUGGAGCUUCAGGCAGCAAGACAGCACUGUGAGGCCACUGUAAAAGAGCAUAAGUUAGAAACUCAAACUCUGAAAGAGCAACAUAAGAGAGAAAUUUCUGAAUUAAAUGAAACUUUAUUAUCUAGUUCUGAAAACGAAAAGAUGGCAUUAGUUUUUGAAACGCAGGAGCUUAGAGAACAACUUGAAAAGCUAACUCAGGAGAAAGAAGAAGCAGUGUCCAAUUACAACAGCCUGAGAGAAACAAUGGAAACCCUACAGGCUGAGCUAGGGGAAUCUGCUGGAAAGAUCAGCCAGGAGUUUGAAUCAAUGAGACAACAGCAAGCUUCUGAUGUCAGUGAACUGCAACAGAAACUCCGAGCUGCUUUCAAUGAAAAGGAUGUUCUUCUUGAAACUGUGAAUCGCCUCCGGGAAGAAACAGAAAAAUUGUCAUCAAAUCUGCUAGAGGUAGAAGAACUUAAAUGUAAAAUUGUUAGCCUUCAGGAGGAGAAUAACACAAUAACAAGCUCCAUCGACCAGAAAGAGACUGCUAUGAAAGAACUGGAAGAGAAGAUCAUUGCUCUUACUGAUCAAAACAAGGAUAUUUUAAAUGAAGUAAAAUGCUUGGGUGAAGAGAGAGAAACCCUUCAGGAAAGGUGCAAGCAAGAACAAGAAAAAGUUCAGGAACUUCAGCAAGAAAUAGAUGUUGCUAACCAAUACAAUAGCGACCUGAAGAACAAGGUGGCGGAAUUAACAGAGAGACUGAACGAAGCUUUAACUGGGAAGAGUGAAAAUGUGCAAACACUAGAGCAACUGGAAAACCAGAUUGAAUCUCUGGUACGUGAAAGAGAGAACCUUUCAUCUGAAGCAUAUACUCUUCGUGAGGAAAAUAAGAAAAUAAUUCAGGAAAAGGGCAAAUUAAGUGAAGAGCUGGAAAAGAUUACAGCUGAAAAACAUAGUUGGUUAGUGUUGAAAGAGCAGUCUGAAAACUUAGAAAAGAAACUAAAAAUGAUGACUGCAGAAAAAGACCAUAUAUCAACAUUACUUGAAAGUGAACAAGUGCACAGAUCCAUUGUAAAAACGCAGCUGUACCACUUACUUGAGCAAGUGGGGUCCAGCAUUUCAGAUUCUAAUGAAGAAUAUGAUUCUCUUAAUUUAUUAAAAAUUAUGAAUGAAUACUUGGCAAAAAUGAAAGAAGAGCAGUGCCUUGCUCUACAGAAUGAGGAGCAGGUUCUUAAUUUGCAGCAUGAAGUUGAGAGACUAGAGGAAGAAAAUGCAGCUCAAUAUGCAGAACAUAGAUCCCUGAUUCAGGAUUUUGAAAAAGAAAAGGAUCUCUUGAGAGAAGAAUUGGAAGGAGCGUUGUCUGAAAAAGCAGCACUUCAACAUGAUAUCCAGGAGCUGAAGAAUACUAGUGAAAAAACAAGGAUUGAAAAUCAAGACCUCUUAGCUAAUAUUCAAGAGAUCACUCAAAAACUUGCUUUCUAUGAAAGUCAAAUACAAGAACAGCAAAAAGGAUCAGAAAAACAAGACGACUUAAAUUUCAUUCUGGAACAAAAGGAAACUGAACUUAGAAAUGUGAAAGACGAACUGAGUUCUCUAAAGAAUUUAAUGGAGACAUUGACUGAGAAAACUGAUCAACAGUCUUCAGUAGCAGAGCUUCAAGAAAAAAUUGGAAAGCUGGAAAAAGAAUCUGCAGAAAAAGGAGAGAAGCUAAAUAAAAUUAAGGUUGUUGCUGUGAAAGCAAAGAAAGAAUUAGAUGCCAGCCGAAAAGAGGUCCAGACUCUGAGGGAAGAAUUGGAGUUGGUUCGAUCAGAAAAAGAUCAGUUGUCUGCUUCAAUGAAAGAUGUCAUUCAAGGAGCUGAAAGCUAUAAGAAUCUUUUGAUGGAAUACGAUAAGCAAGGAGAACAGCUGGAUUCUGAAAAAGGCAGAGCAAAUGAUCUUGAACAUCAGAUAGAUGACCUCACAAGACAGCUACAUGUGUUAUCCCAGCAGCAUGAUCAGUUACAGUCUGCUAAUGAAGACUUCCUGGCUCGUGUUGAAACACUGCAAUGUAAUGCUAAGCUGCUGGAAGCUCAGAUACUGGAGAUACAAAAAGCCAAGGCAAAGGCCGACAAAGAACUAGAAGCUGAAAAGCUUCUAAAAGAACAGAAAACAAAGGAACAUAGUAGUGCUCUCCGAGAAAUGGAGGAGCUUCAGAUGCAACUUCAGAAGGAAAAGAAACAUCUGCAGAAAACUAUGCAAGAACUAGAGCUGGCCAGAAAGGAUGCUCAAAAGAGUACACUGAUGGAUAUGGAAAUAGCUGAUUAUGAAAGGCUAGUAAAAGAACUUAAUCAGAAGAUUACUGAUAAAGAUAGCAGAAUAGAAGAUCUCGAGCAGGAGACAGGUAUCCAGAAACAGAAGCAAGAGACCCUCCAGGAAGAAAUAAAGUCACUUCAGUCAACUAUGCAACAGGAUGAGGAAAGAAAUGCCAAGAUAAAACAACUCCUGGUGAAAACCAAAAAAGAACUGGCUGAUUCAAAACAGGCUGAAAAUGACCAUCUAAUGUUGCAGGCAUCAUUAAAAGGGGAACUGGAAGCCAGUCAACAACAAGUGGAAGCGUAUAAGAUUCAAGUGGCUGUAUUAACAUCAGAAAAGCAUAAAGUUCAGGAACACCUGCGAACUUCUUCAGAGCAACACCAGCGUACCUUGAAUGCUUACCAGCAAAAAAUUGUAACCUUGCAAGAAGAGUGCAGAGCAGCCCAGGCUGAACAAGCGUCUGUUACAUCUGAAUUCGAGAGCUACAAAGUCCGUGUUCACAAUGUUCUAAAACAGCAAAAGAAUAAAUCUGCUUCUCAAACAGAAUCUGAGGGAGCCAAACAAGAAAGAGAACAGUUGGAAAUGGUGGUAGAUCAACUUAAAGUUAAGCUGCAGGAUGCUCAGCAUAAUUCUCAGAUGAAUGCGUCUGAACUCCAGGCGUUGCAGUCUGAACAUGACACCCUGCUGGAAAGACACAAUAAGAUGCUGCAAGAGACUGUUGCAAAAGAGGCAGAACUCCGUGAAAAGCUCUGCACAAUACAAUCUGAGAACAUGGUCAUGAAAACAGAGCAUGCCCAGACUUUGAGUCAGCUGACAGCCCAGAACGAAGCUCUCCGGAACAAUUUCAGAGAUCAAGUCAGGAACCUGCAAGAAGAGCACAGGAAGACAGUAGAGACGCUUCAGCAGCAACUGUCCAGAGUAGAAGCUCAGCUCUUCCAACUCAAGAGUGAACCAAGCGCUAGAGGUCCAGCUGUUUCAAAUCCAGCAACGAAGAACGUAAGAGAACGGCGAAACACUGACCUUCCUGUUCUCGAUGUGCACACUGUAGCUAGGGAAGAGGGAGAAGGUAUGGAAACAACGGACACAGAGUCAGUCUCUUCAGCCAGCACCUAUGUACCAUCUCUGGAAGAACUUCUGAACUCCCCAGAAGCAAAACCUGAACCAUCUCAGUGGCAAACAGAACUCACCAAGGAUGAACUGAUGCAGAAACUAAACACUACGACAAAGAGUGCUGAUCACUUGAGUGAAUUACUUCGUGAAUCAGAAGCAACCAACGCAAUCCUAAUGGAACAAAUUAAGCUUCUUAAGAAUGAAAUAAGAAGAUUGGAAAGAAAUCAAGAGAGAGAAAAGUCUGUGGCUAAUCUAGAAUACUUGAAGAACGUUCUCUUGCAGUUCAUAUUCCUAAAAUCAGGAAGCGAGAAAGAAAGGCUGCUCCCAGUAAUAGACACCAUGUUGCAGCUCAGCCCUGAAGAGAAGGGGAAGCUAGUUGCAAUUGCCCAAGGUGAGGAAGAGAGUACCUCACGGCCCUCUGGGUGGGCUUCGUAUCUCCACAGCUGGUCAGGACUUCGAUGAGACACUGGAAACGCUGAAUCUUUUAAACACAUUCCACAGCUGCAAAAAGAGAAAUCUUAAUGUAGAAGAACAAUCUGUUGGUGUUUGUAGCAUUGAACUACAGGUUUUUAUUUCUGUGUGUUGUUUUCAGCUUUUUAGGCUCUUCUGAGAAAGAAGCCCUCAUGAGCUCUGAAAGACUGUCCUAUAUUAUGCUGUGACAGCAGUGAACUGUUCCUCUUGUAAUGGUUAAAGCUGACGAUCAGAAGUUUGAGAAGUGACAAAUUAAUUGCAAAUUGCUUGGAAACAGAAUUUGACAAACCUGUGAUGGCUCUUUUGAUAUCGAUUUAAAAACUUGAUCUAAUAUAGUAACUGGAAUAACUAGACUUCAGACUUAAAGCAUUUCAAAGUGUUUUCAGUUUCACCUGUUGUUGUCAGCUCGCUAAUCUGUAUGGCUAGUGUUAUCCUCUGCACAUUGAAGAAAUUAUAGAGUUAUUUCCUAUCUGGUGAUGCUUAUAAAAUGUAAGAUCAUUAAGGAACAGAAAUGGCAUUUUCUUCUUUGACUUGAUUAAAUUUUCAGUCUUGCUUAUAUUUUUUUUGCAAAAGCUGGAUUGAAAAUAUGAAGGCAGCGGUCCACAAAAUGUAGAGGAUGCCUAAACUAUAUGAAAUCCAAUGCUUGGCACAUCUGGGGCAUGAUUCUGUAGUAGAGAUGAAUGGCAUCUAUAGAAGUCUUGGGAUAGUAUUCCAAGAAUCAGAGGUCAUAAGUGAGCUGAAGCUUUGGGAGAAAGGGCUUAAGCUAUGGCUUUUUAAGCAGAGGUUGGAAGUUUGUCUUCAAGACCGGGAAGAAAGGUUUCAUUACUGUCAUGAUGUCUGUACUUAGAUGAAAAGGCUACUCAUACUGACUUAGUCAUACUGAAGACACUAAAGGAGGAAUCUGAGUCUGUAAUAACUUCUGAGAGAAAAGAACAGACCUUCUGCCAGUAGAUGCAUCUUCUAAGUGGUCUAAUGAUCGAAGAUGUUAUAUGCUUCUCUCACUUCUUUGUGUUUGCACAUGUCAUUUGCACAAAUCUUAUGAACAGAUGAGAUAAUCUCUGUUCCAGGUUAUUGAACAGAAUGUUUGGGGUUUCUUCCAAGAAAAAUACAUCUCUGCCAUAGAAUUACUGUUUCUAUUAUCAACACAACACUUUUUUUUUAAGUUUUACCUUCAGUCGUCUUUUUCCCCUUUCUAGUCCAUGCUGCCUUUCUCCAUCUUAAUUUAUUUGUAAGUUAUUAAAAUGCAUACACGUUUUUAAACCCCACUUGCCUUCCAGCAAGAGUCUUUCCAUCUUUUUCACUCGUAUUUUCAUGCUCUUUGUACUAUCUUACAGGGAUCAUUUCCUGGUAUGCACAGCAAUAUGAGAGAGUAUUCUUUCUUUCCUGUCUAUCUUAGUUGAGGCUUUGAGGAAAUUAUGCUUAUUCCUUUAAUAUUACCUUAUACCGGGACUGAGAUUAAUUUGGACAUAAGGACAGCAGAAAGGCAGCACAUGUUGAGAACACACUCUUCAGUAACUGCUUUUGGUUUGAUUUUUGCUUCUUGUCUGUAUUUCAGUACACAACAAAGCCAACAGGCUUUAUUUAGAUAUUUUAAUUCCAUAGUCUUAAGCACUAUUUUUUGUUGGUUGGUUUGUUUGGGUUUUUUUGUGGGGUUUUGUUUGUUUGGUUUUGGUUUGGGGUUUUUGGUUGGUUUUGUUUUGUUUUUUCCUUCCCCCUCCUAUACGUGUUCUAACUGGAAUCUUUAUGGUCUGUGCUACCAGUGAAAACAUUCUCUGUGGACUUUUAGAUCACAGAACUGAUAAAUGGUAGUCUGGGGAUGAGUCUUUUCAGCAUAUGUAGCAAACAUGAGGCUACAUUUAGGCUUUCUUGCAUUUGCUUUUGAAACGAUUACCAUAUAUCUUCAACAUUCACGAUUUGCUCCAAAUCUCAGAAUGCAGCAUCUAACUCCUUAUUCACAGCUGGAUUUGGUUAGUGUCACUCAAAAGAAUGCCAAAACAGAGCGACAGGAGAGAUUUGAAAUAUGCACAAAAGUGCAAGUCAUUCUCCUGCUGUGAUUUUAACAAUGGAAGCACAUGUGUGGAAGGGUACGACUUUGUCUUGGUUCAAACUCAGUUUGCAGCUGACCUCAUUCAGUCUGUUCCGCACGAUGUCUGCUCAGCCAUCUCUAAAGAGCUGUGACAAAUCCCUUUUAAAAUGCACGUAUUUCAGAACUGUAGAUUAUUUAACAUUGUAAGCUGUGAAUAAAUGUAUGCAAGUAACGUACAUCGCUGGCUGGAUGAAAUACCAGUUGCUUAUUGACUUCUUUCAGGUCUGAGUUGCAUGCUCACUGUUUUUAGUAAAACUCAAGUGUUGUACUAUGAAUGUAGUGGUACACCACUUGCAUUACUAUAUUAUUUUUUUCUUACAAUGGAGGAUUAAGAUCUUUAAUUAAUGUAAAGAUAUUUUAAUAACUGCUACUAAACUGUGUUCUGUUGCUAGGAUCACCAGAACUUACCUUUGUGGCAAUAAACUAUCUGUAAGCAAAUAUAUCAAAGUUUAAUAUGCACUUGCAGUAAAUGGCAUAGAAGAAUGUGGACUAGAAGCGGGAUUAUUUUGCAUAGAAAACUUUUUAUAUGUCAUAUAUUUGCAUUUGUAAUGUACAGCAUUGUGGCUGUGACUUGCUUUCAAAAAGCAAUUUAAAAUUGUAACUAGUAUUGCUGCUUCUUGAUAUACUGUGGUGCUCUUUUUUGGAAGAGCACUGUGCUGACUUUGCUUUCUGGUUCUUUAGUUUGUUUUUCUUUACAGUGCCAUAUUUUGUUAGGCUGUUUCCCAGAAAAUGUAACCCCUGCCCAAAGAGUUUACAAGCUUAGGACCAAAUUUUACUCUUCUACCAGCCUGCCUUCAGCCCAAGCUUAAGGAGGGCAUUUAAAAAAAAAGAGGGGGGGAGCAAUGAGAGUCUGCUGUCACUGUGCAGAGCCUCUGUGUGUACAGUGGCUGCACUUUUACCUACCUGUCUUGGCUGUACUGGGAACAAGUGGUGUGCCAUCUGUGCUCCCUUUCCCCAGAAGGGAGACCCAUCUGUGCACACGACACGUGCUCCAUUGGAAAGACAGGAAGAUCAGAGCUUGUCAGGCUGUAGUGCAGAUGUGGCCAGCUGGAUUUGGGUUCAGGAUGGCCAGAGGGAGCCCAUCUUAGAAGUGACAGAUGGGAGAGUUGCUGUUUUUCUUUCAUGACCCUCCUUCCCCGAAGCAUAAUUGAGAGAACACAGGGUUAGAUUAUUUUCUAAAUUCAAAUCUUCUCUCCAUCCGUUUGCUUUGAUAACAGACAAUUUAUCCUGGAAUUGUGGAGGAAUAUUUAAAAACUCUCCUUAGUUUGUACUAAGAGGAUUUGAAGGCAGCUUAACCACCUGUGCUUCAUUUGGCUUUUGCCUUGGCUUCACCCAGUGCACCAAUACUUCCUCAACUACCUGAUAGUUCUACUCUUACUGGUACUGUGAAAAUAUCUCCCUUAGGAGCCUUGCAAAUAGCAGUUACCACCCACAAGCUGAGAAACCAAAUGUAUGAAGAGAUAGAAAUACAUUUGUUGUAGUAACUUCAGAAUUGCUAGUCUGAAUAGAGAAGUGUUUUGGUUGGAAAUAUGUCUCUGAUGGCCUUUUCAUGUGGCCAUCACUUCAAUAAAAUUCACCUUUACCCAA